Vicia villosa (hairy vetch) is the source of this 864-nucleotide messenger RNA. RefSeq lists its product as uncharacterized. Bases 1 to 864 code for a protein of 287 amino acids. The record is from RefSeq and is a predicted model, not a curated record. The transcript has a single exon. Lineage: Eukaryota; Viridiplantae; Streptophyta; Magnoliopsida; Fabales; Fabaceae.
AUGUCCGUCCGGCCAAACAUUGAUAAAUCAAAAUUCUGCAGAUUCCACAAAGGCCACGGGCACAACACCGAGGAUUGCAUCCAUCUUAAGGAUGCCAUAGAGAUAUUAAUCAGGGAGGGACAUCUGAAACAGUAUGCGAAGAAGCAGGAGGCCGCUAGAGAAGCUAAACCAGUCACCGAGGAAAAGCCGACGGAAGAUAUGCCCGCCAUGCAAGUGGCCAUGAGCCUUACCAGGCCGGAAGAUUUUUACCUCCCUGACUGGGCCAACGCAGCAACCACCUAUUCCUGCCAUAACACAUGGGAGAGGUUUCCGUCCGCAAAGGUUAUAUCAGGCGGGGGUUUCAGCAAACUGACCGUCGGAUCUGUAAAACGCAAGUUCGACGAGCUAAUCUCGGCCAGCGCAAACGUAGCCUCGACUUUCGACCACGCCAAAGGCAGUCCCUCCUCAAUAUCUUUCUAUAAAGAAGAGUUUCCCGGAGGAGCACCUAACGCGACCAUCCCUCUCCUCAUCCGAUCCCGGAUGGCUAAUUUUGACGUGCGACGCAUAUUGGUCGACCCGGGAAGUUCAGUGGACAUCAUGUACUCCCAAUUGUUCAAAACAUUGCAACUGAAUGACAGUCACCUUACACCAUACGUAGGAUCAGACUUACAAGGAUUCAAUGGCACAGUAACCAAGCCGUGGAGAUUCGUGGAACUCAUAGUUUCGAUCGGGUCGGCAGAGACCACCAGGGCAGUGAAAGUCCAAUUUCUAGUCAUCGACUGCCCAUCAAUAUACCAAUGCAUCCUCGGACGCCCCACUCUGGCCGAACUAAUCGCGGUUCCCUCAACCGUACACCUCAAGCUCAAAUACUAUACGACCAAAUGA